CCUUCUCUCUCUCUCUCUCUCUCUCUCUCUCCACUUCGCUCGUCUUCUCCGCUCUCUGCAUGCAUUCCACCCGAACGUCUUCUUCCAUCGACCGAUAGUCACCGAAUCGGUGAGCCUCCGAUCUCAAUCUCAGCCUCCGCCGCCAUGGAAGUCGGCUCCAUCUCCUCCGCCCCUCGCUCCGUCGAAGAGAUCUAUAAGGACUACAGCGGCCGCCGCGCCGGCAUCAUCCGUGCCCUCACCAACGAUGUCGAUGAGUUCUACGCCCAAUGCGAUCCGGAGAAGGAGAACUUGUGCUUGUACGGUCACCCCAACGACUCGUGGGAGGUGAACCUCCCGGCGGAGGAGGUGCCGCCGGAGCUGCCGGAGCCGGCCCUAGGGAUCAAUUUCGCGAGGGAUGGAAUGGAACGAAGGGACUGGCUCUCGCUCAUCGCCGUGCACAGCGAUUCCUGGCUCUUGUCUGUUGCUUUCUAUCUUGGGGCGCGCCUCAACCGCAACGAGAGGAAACGCUUGUUUAGCAUGAUCAAUGAGCUUCCAUCUGUCUUCGAAGUGGUUUCAGACAGGAGACAAUCAAGAGAGAAGUCUAGCAUGGACAGUGGAAGCAAAUCUAAAACGGCAACCAAGCGCACCAGUGAUGGCCAGAUAAAAAGCAACUCGAAAACAGCUGAUGAGGGUUACGGUGAAGACGACGACGAACACAGCGAAACACUCUGUGGAGCUUGUGGUGGAAGCUACAGUGCGGAUGAGUUUUGGAUUGCAUGUGAUGUAUGUGAAAGGUGGUUCCAUGGCAAGUGCGUGAAGAUAACUCCUGCAAAAGCUGAGAGCAUAAAGCAAUACAAGUGCCCGAGUUGCAGUUCAAAGAAAGGAAGGCAGUAAGAACUACUGCCAGCACUCCUCCUCCAAUGGCAAAACCAAAGAGUUAAGUCCUUGAAACUUGGUUUCUCGAUAACUGCUAGUGGUAGGGCCUAUGCAAAUGCUACCUUCAUCUGAAACAGAAUUCGACUAUGGUCCGAGAAAUCCAUAUUUACAUUUAUGACUCCAUGCUUGUCUACUCUGUUGCUGUAGUUAAUUAGUCAAGCACUCAUCGAUCCUUCUUUUAUUUUAUACUUCCAUCUGACAAAGUGUGUUAGUCUAACUGCAUUGAACUUUGUGUAUCAUGCUCUAUCAAACUGGUUAGUAAUUAA
This is a messenger RNA of Musa acuminata subsp. malaccensis (wild Malaysian banana), 1181 nucleotides long. Its product is annotated as PHD finger protein ALFIN-LIKE 2. The record is from RefSeq and is a predicted model, not a curated record. Gene Ontology annotation, molecular function: histone binding; transcription coregulator activity; transcription cis-regulatory region binding. Gene Ontology annotation, cellular component: nucleus. Gene Ontology annotation, biological process: regulation of DNA-templated transcription. NCBI's taxonomy places the organism in Eukaryota, Viridiplantae, Streptophyta, Magnoliopsida, Zingiberales, Musaceae.